This is a messenger RNA of Papaver somniferum (opium poppy), 2154 nucleotides long. Its product is annotated as chaperone protein dnaJ 16-like. The transcript has 10 exons. The record is from RefSeq and is a predicted model, not a curated record. Lineage: Eukaryota; Viridiplantae; Streptophyta; Magnoliopsida; Ranunculales; Papaveraceae. Bases 440 to 1912 code for a protein of 490 amino acids.
UUUUCACUUCACUUUAUACAUACAUACACAGUGUAUAAACAGUGGUAGCAAGAAGAAACAAAAAAUGGAGACUGUUCUUAUACCACUCACUGACUACUCCAAAGGAAUGUAUGAAUGAAUGAAUAAGUUAAAUAAAAAAGGUUAGUCCUUUUUUGCGUGUAGUAGAUAGAUUCUUACAGUUACAAACCCUUUUUUCUAUAUAAACUACCAAUUAAAUCUAUCCAUAAAUUUCCACUCUAGUUUUUUUGAAUUUUGGAAACUGGGUUUUGAAGGUAUCUCUCUACAAAUUAAUUAUUAAUAAUAGAAUUUGGAGUAAGAAUGAGAAUUCAACAAAGGGUUUGAAGGAUUUGCGAAGAAAUUUGUUAUAAAGACAUAAAGGUUGGAUUUUUGCUUUUGAAAACUCGAGAUUUGGGGUGUGAAGAAAAACCAAAAAAGAAGAAUGUCGACUCACUCUAAGAAGAGCGGGGAAAAGAAAGAUGAAGUUGGAAAGCAGCAACAAAGAAGAGAUCCUUAUGAAGUUCUUGGUAUCUCUAGAAACUCUACAGAUCAAGAAAUUAAAUCCGCUUACCGAAAAAUGGCUCUCAAGUAUCAUCCAGACAAAAAUGCUAAUGAUCCUAAAGCAGCCGAUACUUUUAAGGAGGUUACGUUUUCCUAUAACAUUCUAUCUGAUCCAGACAAAAGGCGGCAGUAUGAUUCUGCUGGUUUUGAAGCCGUGGAAUCAGAAAGUCAAGAAUUGGAGGUCGAUCUUUCAAGUUUAGGAGCUGUUAACACCAUGUUUGCAGCACUUUUCAGUAAGCUUGGAGUUCCUAUCAAGACUACUGUUUCUGCAACUAUCCUUGAAGAGGCACUGAAUGGUGAGGUUACAGUUCGUCCACUUGAGCUGGGGCAACUUUUCAACAAGAAGGUAGAAAAACAAUGUGCACACUUCUAUUCUGUAACGAUUACAGAAUGGGAAGCACAAGCUGGGUUAGUUUGUAGAGUGCAAUCACCAGAUAAAAGCAAAUUCAAGGUUUGUGCUAAGUGUAGAUCUUGUCUUGUUGGAGAACUUCUUGUAAGGUGCUCCAGAAUUUUUUUGUCUUCCUGCUGCAGUUUGGUUUUCAGGCCAGCUAGCUUGUAUUUUGAUUUCUUUACAGUAUAUGCUGUAAUAAUCCCUUUGACUGGUUUUAUGCAGCUGUUGUACUUUGAGCAGGAAGAGAAUGGUGGAUUGAGCCUUGUACUUCAGGAGGACAGUGCGAAAACAGGAAAAGUUACAUCUGCAGGGAUGUAUUUUCUUGGCUUCCCUGUGUACAGAUUAGAACAAACUGCGAGCUCCGUGGGAUCUGCAAAAGAUCCUGACGCCACCUUUUUCAGAAAAUUGGAUGGAUUUCAGCCAUGUGAAUUAACUGAGCUAAAAGCAGGCACCCAUGUAUUUGCUGUUUACGGCGACAACUUUUUCAAAAGUGCUAGCUAUACAAUAGAAGUUGUUUGUGCUGCACCAUUUUCAGAAGAAAAAGGACAACUUAGGGAUGUGGAAACUCAAAUCUUAAGUAAGAGGGUGGAACUCUCAAAGUUUGAGAAAGAGUACCGAGAGGUCUUGGCUCAAUUCACCGAGAUGACAAGUAGAUAUGCACAAGAAAUGCAGUCUAUAGAUGAGCUUCUCAAGCAAAGGAAUGCAAUUCAUGCUUCAUAUACAAAUGGUCCAGCCCUAAAACGGAGCUCAAGUAGUAGAAAGAUGAGGCAUUCCUUCAAGGAUUCCUUCAAGAGUGCAAAAGAGGAGGAAAGAGAAGAGGACGAGGAAGAAGAGAAAGAAGAAGAGGAAGACGAAGAAGACACUCCAUCUAGAGAGAAGAAACCUAGCAUGACAAAGGAUAGGAUUAAGAAAAAGAAAUGGUAUAAUAUCAACAUCAAGCUGGAUAAGAGGAAACCUUGCUAAAAAUUUACGCCGCUCAGAUGCCACCAUCAUUUGUUUUCCAUCUGUUCCCUUUCUCUUUAACUUAGAGACGAAGAACGAAGAUGUUAAUGGAUGGAUAGCUCCUAUUUUUGUAACUCUAGCACUGCAAAGACAACACCUUGCUGUCAUUCUUUUUCCUCCUGUUUCAGUUCUUGUUAAUUUUUCCAAAGAAUCAAAUGAAAAACAGUAUGAUUUUAUUUAGUGAAAACUAAUAUUUUGUUCCA